Blastomyces gilchristii SLH14081 is the source of this 691-nucleotide messenger RNA. RefSeq lists its product as uncharacterized. NCBI's taxonomy places the organism in Eukaryota, Fungi, Ascomycota, Eurotiomycetes, Onygenales, Ajellomycetaceae. The coding region runs from base 1 to 441 and encodes 146 amino acids. The transcript is spliced from 2 exons. The record is from RefSeq and is a predicted model, not a curated record.
AUGCUAGAUACACUCAUCAUCAUUGAUGACGAUGAUCAGGGUCUGAGCUACAAUGAUAGGGUCUCAAUUUCUCUAGCCGCGCCAAGUACGUGCAGCCGGGAAUCCAGUGUUGGAAGUGAUGAAGAGCCCAACUCUGAGGGCCAGAUCCCACCACCGCCAGUGUUGAUUGAAGAUGGCGGGGUGACAACGGAGGAGUGGCUGGUUGAUAAAAUCCUUGAAUCAAUGGUGGAGGAUGAUGACCGAGGGAUGCGGUGGUACUUGGUGAAAUGGAGAGGCUACAACUCUUCUUGGCAGCCUGAACAUGAUCUGAUCCCUGGAUGUGAGGAGUUGGUCCAUGAGUUUCACACUAAAUCUGGGAAGGUAGAGAGCCACAGAUCCAUUAAGCGGUGUGGGAGACCACCUUUGAGGAACUGCUCCAAGAAGGCGCGGUUUAUAUUCUAGCUACGACCUGUUACUGUAUUGAUUCAACUUGUUCCCAUCUCAUAUUCGCAUUGGAUAAAUGUCUAAUGAUACUCCAUUGGUGCCCUUCUGUACAAAUGAUAUGAGGCUUGCUAUGUAGAUAUUAUAUUCUUUGUAGUUAAAGCUUAAAGGCUACUACAUAGUUUUGAUGCACCCAGCACCCUCCGAUGUCUCUGUAAGUCCGAAAUGUAGCAGCCACUGACAAAACGAAACAGCGAACCAGGGAAUUCAU